AGCGCUCAUAUGUAACUGGACACAGUGACUCCGUUUGAGGAAGAUUGCUUAUCUCUCUCCUCCUCUCCCGUCCACAACUCGGCUGAGCUGAGAAAUCUAUCCAACCUAUCCAAACGACCCCCAAGAGUUACUCUCCGCCGGGAUGUGUUUUAAUACGCGUUGAUGGACUUAAAUGAAUCUGAGACCACUGCGAAUCCCCUUAACGGUUACUUGAAGUAUUUGUCGUGCGCCAUUCCGAUGAAUGCUGCGCCAAGAGCAGCGCUGCGUAAAGUCGAACAGCUCGUGUGGACACCAGACGAUACCUACUCGGCGGCGUCUGUAAGAGCGAUAGAAAAGGACUGAAUGUGAAAGAGUCCCGGAGUGUUAUUUGGAAAAGAAACCUGCUUUAGUGAAACGCAAAAGUUUAAAGAAAAGUUGGGACGAAGAGAAAACGUCGUGCUCUCCAAACGAAUGCGCGCUUUCUGCGCAUACAUCGCUUUAAUUAAUCCAUCUGGUGGGAAAUUAGAAGAAAUUAGAGAGAAGAAGAAUCAGUCAAAGGCAUGUGAAUAUCUUUCUGCAACUACUCUCUUGGUAAAUAACUUGUUGAAUGAACAGUUCGUCCCAGGAGCACAUUUAAAUGAUGCUGCUCUUGGCAAAAAAACACAACUGACAGGAGAUCAAGCAAAGGCAUCUGACAGCCACUGACUUAUGAGGAGUGUCACUCCUCUCUGCUCAUCAUAUCUGACCGUUACUUGACCCUUUCAUCAGCGUUCAACACUUGUGAGGGAGCUCACUUGUUGACACACCUCAUCAGCCAGGCAGAAGUGGUGGCAAUCGAAGAUAAAAUAACUGAAUGGGGGCUAAUCGUUACCCGAAGCCGCUGACACAAAAGUAGCAACAUGUUGCCACAGUUCCCAAAUCCUCCACUACAAAGCUGCAGUUAAGUUAGAAAAUUCUCUGUCUUAUCAUCAUUUCUGUGACGAAGCAGCAAAAGACAAAAAAAGAAAAGAAAAAUUCCGCAGAAACCAUACAAAACAAGAUCAACAAUGCUUUGGCCCAUACUGUUCACUCUGCAAGCUGUCUGCGCCAGUGUGGCACAUGCUAUGCAACAUUACCCGGCGGCCUGGGGACACUAUGACGUGUGCAAGUCCCAGAUCUAUACAGAGGAGGGCCUGGCAUGGGACUACAUGGCCUGUCAGCCUGAAGCAACCGACAUGACAAAGUACCUGCGAGUGGCCCUCGACCCCCCAAAUAUCACGUGUGGAGAUCCGCCAGAAACGUACUGCGCUUUGGAAAAUCCUUAUAUGUGCAACAAUGAAUGUGAUGCCACCACCGAGGAGCUGGCUCAUCCUCCUGAGUUGAUGUUUGACUUUGAAGGUCGUAACCCCACAACUUUUUGGCAAUCCACCUCAUGGAAGAAAUACCCAAAACCCCUGCAGGUCAACAUCACACUGUCGUGGAACAAGACCAUUGAGCUGACUGACGACAUCGUGCUGACCUUUGAGUCAGGCCGACCAGAGCAGAUGGUCCUGGAGAAGUCGCUCGACUAUGGCCGAACCUGGACCCCAUACCAGUUCUAUGCCACCGAUUGCCUGGACGCCUUCACCAUGGAACCCAAGACAGUGAAUGAUCUCACCCAGCGCACCCUGCUGGAUAUCAUCUGCACUGAGGACUACUCCAGAGGCUAUGUGUGGAAGAACGACAAGACAGUACGUUUUGAGAUAAAGGACCGCUUUGCCCUGUUUGCCGGGCCUCGACUACACAACAUGGCCUCGCUGUAUGGCCAGCUGGAUACCACCAAGAACUUAAGGGACUUCUUCACCAUCACUGAUCUGAGGAUUAGGUUGCUGAAGCCAGCCACUGGAGCCACCAUGGUGGAUGAGAACAACCUGUCCAGAUAUUUCUACGCUAUCUCCGACAUCAAGGUGCAGGGCAGGUGCAAGUGCAACCUGCAUGCCAACAGCUGUGUGUUUGACAAGGGAAAGCUGGGCUGUGAGUGUGAACACAACACCACAGGGCCAGACUGCAGUCGCUGUAAGAGGCACUACCAUGGAAGAGCCUGGAGUGUGGGCUCCUACCUCCCGAUACCCAAAGGAACUGCAAAUAUAUGUAUCCCCAGUAAUCACGGACCAGUGCAUCGAGCAAAUGCCUCAUCUCUUGGUGUUGCAAAUCGUAACCAAGCUCGGGUGUGUGACAACGCGAUGCUGCGCUGUCAGAACGGUGGCACGUGCCAUCACCAUCAGCGGUGCCAUUGUUCCCCUGGCUUCACGGGCGUCCUGUGCGAGAGAGCUCGCUGCCAGGGCCCCGGGGAGUGUGAUGACCAAUUGUCUGGACGGGCCUCCGUCCAUCAUCCCCCGAUCGGCUGCCAGCUUGCUCUUGCCCUCGUAGUGCUCCAGCUAUUGAUUGUUUCCCUUUGCUGAGAGACCUGAACAGCCUCCCAUCCUCAACCAAACCCUAAGACCACAUAUGAUGAGACUGAACUCUCAACCUUAAGGAAAUGAAGGACAAAGAACGUGUGGACAAUGUGCUCAGCAUACAAAUAUAAGCAACACUUUUGUAUAUCCAAGGCCACAGUAAUGGGUGACUAACAGGUUGUGCGCUGAUCUGCUAUACUGAAUGGUAGAAGGAUUUAUGAAAGGCUUGGUGAAGUCACUGCUGUCUUAUAAUGGCACAGAGGAAACGGUUGGAGUCCUGGCUUUGUGAGUAUGUCAUUGGCUGAUACUUCAUUAAAGGCAGACUGGAGACUCAGAUAGAGCUACCCACACUCUGAGAGCAAACUGUACAAAACUAGACACAUGAUUUCUAAGUAUCAUCUGAAGUUAUUAAAAAAUAAUAAUGUGGACGGGGACAUCUUGAAACAUCUUGCCUCACUGCCUCCUUCCUUACUCAUUACCUUCGUCCUCUCUCCUCUCUCCCUUUUCCCUCACUCCUCCCUUUUCCACCUCACUUUCUCCUUCCUGUGCUUUGGUGACUCUGGUGAUUUUUCUUUGCUGAAGGGUGUCUGUUGUUUUGCCAAAAGCUGCACAUGUAUUAUUAUCAAGCCCCUUGACAAGUACAAAUCUAGUCCUUUUUUUUUCCUUUCUCAGAGGCUUUGUAGUCAUGCUUGAGCUCACCUGUACGGGAAAAAAAAGUUGUAACAUACUGUAACUGUAUUUAAUUUUUGUAUAAAACAGAUAUUUUCAUGACUACGCAAAAGAAAAAGAUGUAUUACUUGUUUUCUAUUGCUGCCGACCUGUCCUAGAUGUGGACUAUGAGUGCGUAAGGAGUUUGGUUGUAUUAUUUCUUUGCUUGUGUGGCACAUGGUUCUCUUCAUCUGAGAGCUGCUGUCAAAACUAUGUUUACAUACACACUUACACAAUACACUUCCACCAAAGGGAAAAAGAAAAACAUGUCUUUGUCUUGUUGUUGAACAGUAGUAAUUUUAUUUAGUAGUAACCUGACAUUUGAGACAAGAUGUGUAGAGUAAAACAUUGUAUUGUUUGUAGAUACAAGCCAAUGACAAUAGCUGAAUGUCAUUUUAAAGGAUUUUUGAAAGCUAUCAAUGCCAACCUUUGACCAACUCACUGAAGCAACAGUUGCUGGUAACAAUAUAUCAGUCAACAAAUAACUUCCUGGUUCUAUGACUAAGGUUGUUUUUAUCGAUGUGCUGUGACCCGUCCCUCUUGUGCUCAUGAAAUGUGGGAGAAUCAGAAGAAUCUCAAGCCAAAAUCCCAUCAGCUUUAUGUAAAUUUAACAAGAAGACUUGGGGGAAAAAAGGAGAUUGCACGGCUGUCACAGAGGUUGUCCAGCUCAAAUCUGUAAUCAGAUCUAAUCCCUGAAUCAAAUGGGUAGAGGGGAAGGUUUUCUGAGCUGGUACGGUUGAAAGCCUGCAUCCUGCUGCGGGAGCCUCCGUGAAGCGACACGUUCAGGAAAUGAGCUUUAAUUCAUGGAGGGUCAAUGAUUAGAAAUGAAGUCGCAUCCCACUGGGUGACAUAUUGAGCACUGAGACCAAUUUCAUUUGAGAGAUUAAUUUUCCUCCCAAGGUUGUAAUAAAACAACUAAUUGUGUUAGAGUCUACUGUAAGUGCCUCUAAUUAAAUGACACUGUCAAUUAAAAGAGUAGCAAAUGCCUUUUUUGAGAGAGACUCUUGCCUUGGAAAGCAACUUUUGGAGGCGAGAGGUAUUUGAACUGGGUUAUUAAACUGUGAAAAAUAACUGGAGAGGAAUAGAUAUUAUUUAUUCAGCAAAUAAUACAUUUUGGGAAGAAAAAACAACAGCUCAUGGUCAGAAUAAAUCUGCUGGAGGAAACACAAGAAGCAACUAUAUGACUGUCAAUUUCAGCCACAAAAUAAAUCAACAACAUGAGUGAAUUCUUGAAAAACUGACCAUUUACUUAACUUGUCCCCUUAACAGGGGUUGUCCAAUCAUAACAGUGUGAGCAUUGGGCUAUUAUAAGAGUAAUAACUGGAGGAUGUCUUUUUAAUGACCUUCAGAAGACCAAAAACACGAGAGCAAAAGUCUAAGUAAUGGAUUAAUACUGUGUUAUCUGCUCUGACAUAGUGAACAUUAGCAUGUCCAGCUAACUCACUUAGUACAAACUGUAGCAGUAAAGUGUUACUUUCAAGGCCAAGGAAUAUUUCAUAUUUGGAUGGGUUUUAAAAAAUGUUCUCAAUAGCACAUCCACUGUAUCAUUUUCCAUUCCCUAAUGUGUAAAGCCAGUCCUUGCUUAAAAAUACAUACAAUAAAUCUUCUGACCUCUGUCUUGCUUGUCCAAGUACGUAGCUAAUAAGUAAUAAGCAAAUCAGCUAAACAGGGUUAGUUUUUGUUAGAAUUCAAGUGUCUGAUCUUACAUGUGUCCUUAUCAUACUAGGAAAACUACAGCUACACUGCAAUACAAUGGUGUUUAUUUUCAUGAUUCAUUUUCAUCUCUUGGCACAAUAUCAUGUCAUCAACUUUAUAUUAAUAUUAAAUAUUUCAAGUUUA
Molecule: messenger RNA, 4940 nt
Organism: Lates calcarifer (barramundi perch)
Lineage: Eukaryota; Metazoa; Chordata; Actinopteri; Centropomidae
Product: netrin-G1
Exons: 7
Coding region: 1026-2399 (457 amino acids)
Molecular function (GO): cell-cell adhesion mediator activity
Source: RefSeq, a predicted model, not a curated record